UCACCUUCCAGGGGCCGUGGCCAACCCACCCAAGAUCUGUUUGUUCGGAGUUCGCCACUCGAAGACACGCGCGCGCACGCCCACGUCCAUGAGACGUGCGCCACACGAUGAAGUCCACUAAAGAUGUUGACGAUGUGGCGGGGUUCCCGGGCCCUGGCGGCGGGGUGGACGCCGUGGGUGCGGCCACAAACGCGCCCAUCGCCAUCCCCUGCCACGCGUCCGCCUCGGGCCACGCCGCCACGUUCUGCUCCCCGCCACGGGCAAACCACGGCACGGGCUACGCCGGCCCCAGCGGCGAGCCAGGAGGGGAGGUGACCUACAGCUACCUGCACGGCCCCGGCGGCUCGUCAGGCGCCCCGCCGGCGGGGGGCGCCGGCUCGCGACAGCAGAUGCCGGUGUUUGAGUGCCCCAGCAUCCAGAUCACGUCCAUUUCGCCGCGGCGCCACGACAUGGACGUGAUGGAGGAGGGAGGGGACGGGGGCCCUCCUGGCGGCGGCGGCGGCGUGGACGGGGCGAGGGCCCUGCACGAGGGCAGGGAGAGGGGCAGAAGCCGCGACCAGCUGUACCUGUCGCUGGAGCACGGCUUCUACCGCGAGUCGGCGCUGAGCUUGAGCCCGGCGAGCAGCGUGUCGUCCCGCAGCUGCUUCUCCGACGCAUCGUCGCUCGAGUCGUACUCGUACGCGUGCGACGACGUCGAGGCGGAGCUCAACGAGGCGACGUCGCGCAUCGGCCUGCACGCCGCGUCGCCCCUCUCCGCGUCGCCCCUCCCCUCGCCCGGCGGCUCCCCGCACCUCGGUUCGCUCGACGACGCCUGGGCACAUCUGCCGCAUCAGCAGCACCAGCUGCAGCUGCAGCAGCAGCAGCAUCAGCAGCAGCAGCACUACCAUCAGCAGCACCACCAGCAACAGCAGCCUCCGUCCUAUGGCACACACCUACAGGUAUCCCCGCGCCACUCCCCCAGUGGCUCCCCCCGCACCAGCGUCACGGAGGAGAACUAUCUGAGCCCGAGGCCCUCGUCGCCGUGCGGCAAGCGACGGCACUCGGGCUCCGACGCCUCGGCCCCCUCGCCGUCGCGCACUCCCUCCCCGCUGCCGUCUCCCCGCUCGCUCGGUCUGGCCGAGCCCGCGGGCCCUCCCUUCCUCACGCCCGUGCCGUCCGGAAACGGCUGCGGCGGCGGCGGAGGAGGAGGCGGCGGCGGCGGGGGCAGCUGCUCGCCGACCGGCGCCUCUCCCGACUUGGGGCCCAUGCCGGGAGCCGCCGUGCUGGACAUCUCGGAGAGCGUGCCGCCAAAGGCUCGCCGCACGUCGCUCGACCAGGCCUCGGCGGGCAGCGGCGGCGGCGUUGGCGACGAGAGGGACUCGCCGUGCGACAGUUUCCAGCAGCUCUGCGCCAAGAAAGAUCUGCCGCCCGUGCUGGCGUCGCCCGGCUUGCACAUGGCCGGAGACAACUUCCUGGCGGUGCCGCCGCUCUUCUCGUGGAAGAGCAAGGUGUCGGGGGGAGGAGGAGGUGGUGGUGGUGGUGGCGCCGGCAGCUGCGGAGGUGCGAGCCACAUGCCGCUCUUCAGGAGCACGUCGCUGCCGUCCCUGGACUGGCAGCUGCCGAGCGCGGCCGGGCCGUACGAGCUGCGCGUGGACGUUCAGCCCAAGUCGCACCACCGCGCGCACUACGAGACGGAGGGCAGCCGCGGUGCCGUCAAGGCCACCACGGGAGGGCACCCCGUGGUGAAGCUCGUCGGGUUUUCCCAAAAGCCCUUGAACCUGCAGAUGUUUAUCGGCACCGCGGACGAGAGGCUGUUGCGGCCGCACGCUUUUUAUCAGGUGCAUCGCAUCACGGGGAAGACGGUGGCCACCCCGAGCCAGGAGUGUGUGCUGACGGGCACCAAAGUGCUGGAGAUCCCCAUCCUGCCCGAGAACGGCAUGACCGCCUGCAUCGACUGCGCGGGGAUCUUGAAGCUGCGCAACUCGGACAUCGAGCUGCGGAAGGGCGAGACCGACAUCGGGCGCAAGAACACGCGUGUGCGCCUCGUGUUCCGCGUGCACAUCCCGCAGCCCGGGGGCAAGGUGCUCUCCCUGCAGGCCACCUCCAUCCCCGUCGAAUGCUCCCAGCGCUCGGCCCAGGAGCUGCCGCUCGUGGAGGGCCAGAGCGUCGACGGCUGCACGGCGAACGGCGGGCAGCAGCUGGUGCUACGUGGGCACAACUUCCAGCCGGAGUCGCGCGUCGUCUUCCUGGAGAAGGGGCCCGAUGGGAGGAACCUGUGGGAGGUGGAGGCGAAAGUGGACAAGGACAAGAGUGAACCGACGAGCCUGGUGGUCGAGGUUCCUCCGUACCAGAACAAGGGCAUCAGCCACCAGGUGCAGGUGCAGUUCCACGUGUGCAACGGCAAGCGCAAGCGCAGCCAGCCGCAGCGCUUCACGUACCUGCCCACCAACGGAGGCCUCUCGCCCGCACUGCGAGACCUGCCCAUGCUGCCGAUUAAGAGCGAGCCGAGCGACGACUUCAUGGGGACGACGCCGACGACGACGACGACGCCGGGCGCCCCCGAGCCGGCCGACCUCUCGGUUGAAGUUCCGCCUACCGGGCCGCUGCUGCUCCACCUGGUGCCGCCGGAGUGCGCCGGCAUGAGCGCCCACCCUGGCGAGGCUCAGGCGUACCAGGCCCUGCAUCCCAUGCCACCCAACGGGGUGGACAUGCCCAUGGACCAACGCUUCCAGGGGCUCGAUCACCUCGGGCAGGCCGUGUUCCAGAACGCCGAGAUGCAGCACCUACACCACCACCACCAUCAUCCUCACCACCAUCAUCACCACCACCAGCAGCAGCAGCAGCAUCACCACCACCACCACCAGCAAGAGGAUCACCACCACGGCACGGUGCAUCACCAACACAAUCACCCCCAUCAGAGCCAUCACGAUCAUCACCAGCAGCAGCAGCACCAGCUGCAGGGAUCCCAGCAGAAUAACAACCACUACGGAGCGCUGGCAUACCAGGGCUUUCACUCCACAGGCCACGCUCAGCUGCCGUUCGAGACCUUCGCCUUCAUAGAGGAGGGCGGCGACGUGGAGGGUCACGGCUUGCACAUGGCCUACGAGCAGCUGGGGGUGAACGUAGGGAUGCAGCAGCAGCAGCACCAGCAGCAGCAGCAGCACUACGCGUCGGCACCGCCGCUGCCACGCGGGGCCUACUCGGGCUGCGCGUCAGGUGGCAUCAAGCAGGAGCCGGCGGAGGGCACGGACAGGGGCCGCUUUCCCAUGCAGGGCAACCGGCAUCACUUCACGUUGGAGGAGGCUUCGGCGUUGGCGACGCAGGCACUCGACUCGUACCAGGCAGGAGCGAGCCCCAUCAUAUAGCGACGCGGCACCAUCGUCUGGGGGAGGAUUCAGACAUUGAAAUCGGAAGAAGAAAAAAAUGGCAUUCAGAGUUAGUAGGUGGCAAGCUCCUCUUUUGUCAUGGAAGCAACUGGAAGUAAGAGGAGGAGGAGGAGGACACUGAGAGGAGAUGACCUCGGAGAGGAGGAAGAGUGGUCGCUGUUUUGUGAAGUGAAGAGGAGGUGGGAGAACGAGGUGGGGGCGUGGGUGGGGGGGGAGUCCUGCACUGCUGUUGGGGCUGGCGGUGAGCAGCACACCCUGGGCCUUGUCGUGGGAGCGGGAGCCACGCAAGGAGACCAGGAGGGAGGGAGUCGAACGUGUUUCUGAUCUUCGCCAGCAGAGUGGCGAAAAAGGGGGGUUAGGGUUUUUAUUUUGUAACGAAUUUUUUUGUUUUUAAAAAAACGGACAAUCACUAAAACAGCGAAUACUUUGCAUUAGCAUGGUUGGCUACGUACGGUGCGAAAGAAGUUCAACAUACGUAACAUUGAGCAGAGACAUAGAAAGUGUAACGGACGUUGUACAGCCUGCUUGAGUUAAAACCACAGUGGAUACGGAGAAGAAGCUUACCAAAAAUGAAUGGAAGAUGAUGCAAACAAGAAUCGGGAAGACCCCUUUUCAUCGUCGUAAAGUGAAGCACAGUUGUUUGGGUUUUUUUCCCCCCGGAUGUAAAUUAACGAAUAAUAUAAGCCAUGUCUACCUUAACAAUGAGCCUUAAUAUCCAGAUCCUUAAUUGUGUACUAAUGUCAGGUGCAAAACGUUAUCGGCGUUUAUGUGGACCUUGUGCGUGCGCGUGUGUAAUGCCCCAGAUAAGGAGGUUUGUUUUAAUUCCACGCAGCAAAUAAGAACGUUCAAUUAAUUGACCAAUUGGUCUUUCAGACGAAUGCCUUUACAAUUGAUUCAACCAAACCAACCUCGCACCACGGCUCACGCCACAAACAUCGGGCUGGUCCCUCCCCCGGCGCUGCUUUAGGCAGACCACAAUUCACUGACGAAUCUCACUCAAGGCAAACCCCGUUCAAAGUUGCACUUUUUUUUUUAAUAACCGACAGGCAGAGGAGCAGCCACGCAAUUUCUUGCUGGCACCCACCGUUGGCAGAAAGGAAGCCUCCAGAGAGCCCCCCUAGAGAGAGAGAGAGAGUAGUGGUUCCCAAGCACUCUGCAUCAGCCGACUGUCGCUGUCAAGCCUCAGCAAAUGUUUGCCCCCCACCGCGCGCACCAAUAACAUUGCCACAAACAAAAACAUGUAAACCGCUCUGCAUCGUAGCAAAUGCAGCAGUUCCCGUGGACCGCUUCCCACGGGCCUCUGCGUUCGUUGGGAACCGCUGCUCUCGAAGGGGUAUUUGGCCUGCUCUUCCACAGUGGCCAAAGAUGCCUUGGAACUGUUGGGAGUUUUCCCGACAUGUUACCCAACGCCGCCACCUCCUGGUUCACUGAGUCGGGGCUCGGCAAACCAAGAUAACAAGAAAGGGGCACUUCUUUUCGAAUUCGGCGGAGCAAAAAAACUUUCUUUUUCAUCCACGUGGUGAAUGUGAGAGCCGGUGGUCCUUAAUAAAUAACGCCACGAAGCAGUCAUUCAAAUAGCCGCGUGCAUGCGGCUCCGGAGGCUGGCCGCCCCCCGAACCCAUUUUAUUCCACUGGGUGGACAAGAGCCGGUCACAUUUAAGAAACUUUCCCCCAUUGUUUGAACCCGCGACCCCCGGAUUUCAAGCCUCAGUGCGUUGACCGUCGUACGCCCGCGGGCAGCAGCAUCCAGGUUGGUUGUGAAACUCGAAACGUUUAUUUUUUUUGUUUGGCAAUUAAACAAACCUCCUCCCCCCCCCCCCCCCCCCCCACCUUGCCUGUCCAUGUCCGUCGUUUGCGAUUGGUUAGUUCUAAUUGUUCUCGUUUUAUAUACAGCAGCGGACGAUCGAGAGAGGAUAGGGUUCGCCGCCUUUAACAGGAAGCCGAGUCCUGACGUCGCCUGCGGGAAUGGUCGGCCUUAAAUCCUCGCCGUGUGGCUUUGCCCCCUUCAACCUCAUCUCGCCUCGCCGUUUUGCCUUGCACUCGUUCUCCCUUUUUACCUCCCGAAAGUAACCCCCCCCCCCCCCUCACUGCCACUUUGCCUUGGGCCCCCCUCCUGUGGCCCGCUCGACAAUUUAUUUCUGUUGUUGAACACGAGGUGCGUCUUGCCGAGCAACGGGCAGAGAGAGAGAGAGCGGCGCUCGCGUGGGCGGCGCGACGUCGCAAAUCGCGAGGGGUGAUUCUGACCGAAAGGUGGUUUUUAGCUCUCGGAUCCGUUUCCUCCACCUCUCCCCACCCUCCCUCUCCACCCGAUGUCGCUCGGCGUGAUGUACGACGUUUCGCUACGUGCGCCGGCGAGAUUCUUCAGGAGCAGAUGUCUCUGCGCGAGCCCCCUCCCCCCCCACAAACGCCUCCGAGAGCCGCGUUGUUGUUCUUCCCCCCGCACCUCCGAUUAGCGCCGUUGGUGUCUGCGUACGGUGCGGAAGGAUAAGCGCGACGUACAUGCAGUGCGGCCGCAGAAAGCCUAACCAGCCGUGCAAUUGUAUAGAUUGCGUACGAAAUGCAAACAUGUGAGAAGGCUUGAAAACUAAAAAAACGUAAUUGCCAUUGAACGAUUCAUUAAAGAGGCGCCCAACUUUCCAUUGGCGUUUUUUGACCAACCGUGGCACGGAAAAAACGAUUUGCAUCAAUUUAAUUUCUCUCAUUUCUCACCUGGAAUUUUGGAGCUUCCCAAGAAGUUCGUCGAAGCGGAACGCGCGUUACUCGAGAAUGGUACACGCAAGCGGCGUUUCUGUCUCUGCCCGCGCGUAAACGCAUCCCGUUUUUCUCACCAUUUAUAUUUCCUUCCACGCACCUCCGAUUUGCACGGUUGGCUACGUACGGUGCGAAAGAAGUUCAACGCGCGUGUGCGUAUGUUUCCAAAGAAAUGUCACGAGGUUUCCUUUUAGGAUGUCGUUGAAGAACUUCAGGAUUGAAAAGUGAUUUGACAUGCGCACAUUCUCUCUCUUAGUAUACACUUCAAAGAAAGCAGCACGAGUCUCUGUUGGCAAAAUUCAUUUUCUUCAACUAACUCUUAAAAGUGCCUUUUAAAGAAAGUGAGCUUACUGGUAAAAAAACAACAACAAAUGGAUGUAAAACUUUGCUUACGUUAAAAUGUGCUUUCGAAUAACAGGACGACCUGGGCAUACAAGUGGCGUUGAUGUUACUCAUCCCGCUAGCGCCGAUAUAAAUAACCGUCGCGUAACAUUUGCGUUCUAAAUGUAAUCGCCGCGUUUAUUUUCCGUCGCCGCGCGUACGCACUUGGCAAAAAUAUUCUACCGUGCGUUUGCGUCCGUGACACAAAAAAAUGAACUUCAUGGAAGGGGGAUCGUUUUUAAAAAAUAAAAAAUGGGGAAUAUUCUUCACGCCACCGUCUCAGGAAUCGACAAAACUCCGCAGGAAAAUGCCGUCCUUCGAGGAGGUCGCUGUCGUGGAUAGCGCGGUAGAGGCCUUCCCGAUGCGUCAUUUGAACAUGUCUUUCGCCUCCCGUCACUGAAUCGUACGCACGCGGCUCAAGUUCGUCGCUUGCUCCAAUCGUUGGCAGGCUUCCUCCUCCGAUUCGGCCUCUCAACGGUUUCCGAAAGACAAUAUCGGCGUUUGUCGCUGAUGUUAUUACGUGCAACUAAAUUUAAACAUUGAUGAGGUCCUCGGUUUUUCUUCGCCUUACUCGAAACUUGGCCACCGCCUUUUGGCAAUAUUUUAUUUAAACUACAACGAGGAGGCCUAUGUUCAGGAUGUGUGUGAAACUUUCCACAAAUAUUCAACCAAAGCCCAUGUUAGAGCAAACGUUGUAAUAUAGGAUAUCCCCCCCAAGAUGUUAUGUGCAAAGCUUGGCAUUAGUAGUGUAUAUAUUUUGUUACUUUCAUUACAACAAACUACUUUAUUUUCCCUCAAGCGUGACCGUGUUGCUUCACAGACACACACAGAGAGCCACUAGCUCCCACUAUCUCCGAAGCCACUACGUGAUAACCACAGUACCGGUCGCUGUUAUUCCGCUGUCUCGAGGGGGCAAGAUGAUGUUUGUUCCUCGUGUGUCCACUCAGCGAUGGUAAUGUUCAACCGCUGCGUUCUGGCGCAACCGAUUUCAAAAACAACGCAAAUAUUUGCUGCAUUAGGGUUUUUUUUUUACGAGCUAUCUCUGAAUAUUUUAGGACGUCUGCCACUCCCGUCAAUAUGACGACAGUAUAUACGUCCGAAUAGCAUGCUAUUUGGAAAUACAUUACAUUUUCACUCGUGUUUGUUAAAGUAAAAUAAUCUAUUGUAUGGCAUUUCAAAGGACUUACACGAAUUAAGCAAAGUUUAUAUUGUAAACAAAGUUCAUCUGUCGAGUUUUUCUGCCCCCACUCGCCCGCAUGAGGUUUUUCUCCGGGCGCUGUGAUUUCCUCCCUACAUGUUAGGCGCUCAUUCAUUGGCCGAUAUCACCGUCGUGUAUAGAGAACACCAGAACUUGGGCAAUUGCCGGUGGCGCCGGCUCCUUACCGCGGUUUCUCGCGACUCCCGAGUAAAAAACCAAAAAAACUUUGGAUUUUUACCAAUGAAGGCCCACUGUGCUAUAUGACUUUUAUUUUCAGCGGCGACCUGGCCACAAAUGAUAGGUCAACGAAGUGGCUCAUCAUGUCGAAAUGUACAGCAGCCAAAUACUCUAAACGCACGUUGAUUCUAAAUGUAGCGGGGAAAAACAGGAGGCCCGGAGAAAAAUCCACGUGGCCACGGGGAGAGAGACACGCAAACUCCCAAGUAUACAGGUGUCUGUAUACCCGGCGAGGUAGUUAACAUCUCGCAGCCACCACGGCGACCUUACCGAGUUUUUCUUCCUCGAGAGUGAGUGAAUACCGUGCCGCGCUAUAUAAGUCGAUAUUACAGUUGUAACGUUAUAACGUUGGCAGUUUUUGCAUUUCAUAAUGAAGGUUUAUGGGUUAGAUCGCGUAAGAAUAAAUGUGUCGUAACCCUCCACCACCCGACACAGCCAAAAAUCUUUAUUAAUAAUGUUGGUCGCUAAAGCCUACGUGUUUUUGCAUUUCACUUAAAAUACAAACGCUGCGCCCCCCCAACUCGCGCUGUUCGAUAGUUUCGUUUGAUGACGUUGAAAGGAUUUUGAUCACCAAAAAAAAACACUUUUAUUGCCUCGCCAAGUCUGUCCUUAGGGUCCCUUCAGGUUAACGAUAGGAGUUUUAAGAAUGUUCUUGAACUCACGGGGAGGAAUUCUGUGACUGAAAAGCCGAUAUAUGUCACAGCUUAUAACCAUUGGAGGAAGAAGCUAUUUAAUGAUCUAAGACAUACAUCGAGUGACUAUUAAAAACCACUCUUUCGGACGAUAAACUUGCAUAAAGCACCGUAAUUUCAUGCAGAACCCGUGUGACGAGAGAGUGAUCUCCCUUGUCGAUUCAAUCCACUUCUGCCCUUGCAAGGUGAAGUUAAAGGCGCAGGACUGCAUUGUGUCGCUCACGCCGGUUGCUUACCAGAAGGGGGGGGUGCUCCUCUAGGUGGGGGAGCUCUACAGAGCCGCCCAAGAGCAUCGUAACCACGUGGAAUUUUUCUCCCUUUUUUUUUAAUCCGCACGGUCACGGGCUCCGCGAUUCGUGAUGGCGUGCGCAGCUUCCCCACGAGCCAGAUACGACGCACGGAAGAGUUGGGCAAGGAUUCUUGCGUGCGCCCUUCGAUGCGUUGCCCGCGAACAAAAGAAUCGUUUUUAUUUUGUAAAUCGAAGUUGUCACUAAUUGUCACAACCCCAAUGACCAUUUACUAACUGCUACUACUAUUUUUUAUUUUACCGGAUCUAGGCCCACUGAGCUGUUUAGCUCUUCUUCAGAAGCGACGUGGCUAUAAAUGAUUGCUCGACGAAGUGGCUUAUCAUCAGGUGGAAAUUCACAGCACGCUGUUGAUUGUAAAUGUGCACGGACAAAAACCGGGAGGGGACACGGAGAAAAGUCCACCCGACCACGGGAAAAAAGACAAACACACACCUUGCAAACUCCAAGCGCGUGCAGCUUGGCGUCAGGCUCGAGAUCGGGAUCGAACCCACGACCUCCUUCAUCCCAGGCGGAGUAGCUCACUUCUCGCCACCACCAUGGCACCCGAACGCUUUCUGCGUGGGGGGCCAAAACGUCCCGCUGCUUGUGCGAAGCGUCGCUCCCUCUUGCUGUGCUCGCCCAACGUAUCCGUAGGUUGUCAGGACCCCCGUAAACUGUGUUUUUGCACUAGUUAAACGUGUGCAGCCCCACGUAUAAAUAGUGGGGCCGAAGGCUGGGCGCAUUUAAAGAGGAAAUCAGUGGUGAUCGACGCGGUGUUUUUUUUUUGCGUGUAGCUUCAUUAAAUCUUGAUUUGAAGCUUUCGUGACUGCAGGAAUCCAUACUCUUUGGUUUUUUCGUGCUUUACCACCUGAUGACGGACGCUUGUGUUGCGCCCGAAACGUCGUGAUUUAUUUUAUUUUAUACCUACGUGACUUUACCGAAAGAACCAAAGAGUAUCGCUUCAUUAAAAUUCACCGAGGCAUCGCCCACCACCCCACCCCGCCCCUCCGCCUUUGUCUAUUUGUCGCCCCGUACACUCGGUGGAAAAAUGUAAAAUGUCAACGUAAGGGGUUUCCUGUAAUCCGUACAUUUCUGUCGAUAUUCUGCUAUUGUUUAUUUUAAGCUGCCGCUUUAGACACAUCGUUUUUGUUGUACAAAUUAACUUUUUAAAAAAAGUUGCGUUUUGGUCAAAGGUGGCUUUCCGUUAGCACCUCCGGCGAGCACGGCUGGCUACGUACGGUGCGAUAGAAGUUCGCCAUACGUACGGACGAAAUUGUGUUGCCUUGUUCGUGCACCAAGCGGGGGAGAGGAAUUGCCCAUGCUUAUUUCCUUGCUUGACAGAUCUCUCUGCUGCUGUGGACCCGACGGCGUGGAGGAUUGUGCGGCCGUGUUGCCUCUCCGAUGUGGAUGCGUGCGUGGCUGAAUCGUUGGCGACCCGUCAAGCGACGUGGCUCACUAAAAUAUAAAACAAAAAAUGUUACAUUUCGAUUUAAA
This is a messenger RNA of Lethenteron reissneri (Far Eastern brook lamprey), 10405 nucleotides long. RefSeq names its product nuclear factor of activated T-cells, cytoplasmic 1-like. NCBI's taxonomy places the organism in Eukaryota, Metazoa, Chordata, Hyperoartia, Petromyzontiformes, Petromyzontidae. Gene Ontology annotation, biological process: regulation of transcription by RNA polymerase II; calcineurin-NFAT signaling cascade; cytokine production. The record is from RefSeq and is a predicted model, not a curated record. Gene Ontology annotation, molecular function: RNA polymerase II cis-regulatory region sequence-specific DNA binding; DNA-binding transcription factor activity, RNA polymerase II-specific; transcription factor binding. Gene Ontology annotation, cellular component: transcription regulator complex.